GGCAAAGGUGGGGGCUAUAUGUACAACGUAGUCCUCGAAGAGCCUCUGGAAUAAGAAUUGGCUUAAAUUGUCUGUCACGCAUAUCCGAUCUUACAAUCAGUACCCGUUGGCCCACUCGGGCCUUUUCUGUAGCUUCCACGCCUCGAAAAAAAAACCCCCCAUAAUGUCCACUCGUGUUACCGGAACGGCCUUCAUCACCGGCAGUGGAUCAGGUAUCGGCCAAAAGACAGCCUACACCCUGGCGCAAAAUGACAUCACCAAUCUCGCUCUGCUGGAUCUCAACACCGCCCAGCUUGAGACUACCCGGGAUGACCUGGUCGCCAGCUUCCCCAACUUAGGGAUUGAGAUUCUCACCGCCGACGUCAAGGAUGAAACCUCCGUCGAAGCCGCCGUGCAAAGAAUAGUCGCCCGCUUCGGCGGAAUCGAUAUCGCUGUCCACGCAGCUGGGAUCGGGGGACAAGCUCCCAACUCGGACGAGGCCAGCUUCGCGAACUGGCAGAACGUGAUUGAUAUCAACCAGACGGGGGUGUGGCUCUGUCAGCGGGCAGUGGUCCGGCAAAUGCGGAAACAAGAGGACCGUGGAGGCAGACUGGGCAGAGGGGCCAUUGUGAACUUGUCGUCUAUCUUCGGCAAUUCCAUCCCGCCGACAGAGAUGGGGCUCAUCCCGUAUACGACCGCCAAACAUGCCGUGGUGGCUAUCACCAAAUACGCCGCAAAAGCUUAUGCCGCAGAAGGUAUCCGCAUAAACGCUAUCUGCCCAAACGUCGUGGAUACCCCUAUGACCCAUGAGGGCAUCGCAGUCGGAUUUUUCGACAAGACAAUAAGUCAAACGCCCAUGGGCCGCUGCGGGACGUUGGAGGAGAUUGCAGACUCGAUCCUGUACCUGGUGUCGCCGAUGAGUAGCUAUGUGGUUGGUGUGGCGCUGGUCGUGGACGGGGGGUGUACCGCGUAGCUCUAUCUACUUGUUAUAUUUAACGAUGGAGUUGUCGGUGUAGUUAGGGGUUGUCUAGGUAAGACCCUGCAGUAUGUUGUUCUGAAUAGAAGCAGAUGCGGAUGUUAGAGUUAGGAUGGUCACAAGGUGUGCUCCUCAAGAUGGCUCUCUGCGACUGACAGCACGCUACAGUACGC
Messenger RNA from Aspergillus candidus, 1128 nucleotides. Its product is annotated as SDR family NAD(P)-dependent oxidoreductase. The record is from RefSeq and is a predicted model, not a curated record. NCBI's taxonomy places the organism in Eukaryota, Fungi, Ascomycota, Eurotiomycetes, Eurotiales, Aspergillaceae. The coding region runs from base 164 to 952 and encodes 262 amino acids. The transcript has 6 exons.